CAAAAAACUGAUAUAAAAAAUGAGUGGAAGAUGAGCAACGCAAUCGACAAUAACAAGAAAUUUUAUUGUAAUGCAAUUAGAAUUGCUCCGUGAGUCAGUAAAGUAAGUAAAUUGCUUUCCAUUUUGUUCGUUAUCUAUAUAUAGAAGAGGAGAUCAGUAAGCAUCAGUGAAGGGGUUUGAAGAUCAGUAUACACAGAAAAAUCAAGAAGAUAAUGGAGGAAAUUGGGUUUUUGGGAAUGGGAAUAAUGGGGAAAGCUAUGGCCAUGAACUUGCUUCGCAAUGGAUUUAAGGUCACUGUUUGGAAUCGCACGCUUUCCAAGUGUGAUGAGCUAAAAGAGCAUGGUGCUUCUGUAGGGGAAAGUCCUGCAGCAGUUGUAAAGAAGUGCAAAUACACAAUUGGAAUGCUAUCUGAUCCUCCUGCAGCUCUUUCUGUGGUGUUUGAUAAAGGCGGUAUUCUUGAGGAAAUUAGCAGUGGAAAAGGUUACAUUGACAUGUCAACAGUUGAUGCUGAAACUUCUUCUAAAAUCAGCCAGGCUGUAAUAGCGAAAGGUGGUUCUUUUCUUGAAGCUCCAGUGUCUGGAAGCAAAAAACCUGCUGAAGAUGGACAAUUGGUCAUCCUUGCUGCUGGUGAAAAGGGAUUGUAUGAGAAAAUUGUUCCUGCUUUUGAUGUAUUGGGGAAGAAGUCAUUUUUCUUGGGAGAGGUUGGAAAUGGAGCAAAGAUGAAACUUGUAGUUAAUAUGAUCAUGGGAAGUAUGAUGAAUGCUUUCUCAGAGGGACUUGUUCUUGCUGACAAAAGUGGACUUAGCCCUAAAACUCUUCUAGAUGUAUUGGAUCUUGGUGCAAUUGCUAAUCCAAUGUUCAAAAUGAAAGGACCUUCAAUGAUCGAAAACAGUUACAGCCCUGCAUUUCCAUUGAAACAUCAACAGAAGGACAUGAGGUUGGCUCUUGCUCUUGGUGAUGAGAAUGCAGUAUCAAUGCCCGUGGCAGCUGCCGCCAAUGAGGCAUUCAAGAAGGCUAGAAGCACUGGUUUAGGAGAUCUUGAUUUUUCAGCUGUUUAUGAGAUUUUCAAGGUUACCCAACCCUCGCCAUGAUGAGAUAUCAUGAUUCAAGAAAAUGUUGUAGGAAGGAUAUGAUUCAAAUCGACCAUUCUUCCUUCCGUUAAUUCUGAGAUGUGGUGUUUAAUGAUGAAGAACACCCGUACUCUGUAUUGUUUUGUUUUGGAUCUAUUAAAUUUAAAACAAGUUAUGGAUA
Lactuca sativa (garden lettuce) is the source of this 1251-nucleotide messenger RNA. It is a transcript of the gene GLYR1, whose product is annotated as glyoxylate reductase 1. Gene Ontology annotation, molecular function: NADP binding; NAD binding; oxidoreductase activity. The record is from RefSeq and is a predicted model, not a curated record. NCBI's taxonomy places the organism in Eukaryota, Viridiplantae, Streptophyta, Magnoliopsida, Asterales, Asteraceae. Gene Ontology annotation, cellular component: cytosol.